AAAAAUAAUGUUCACAGAGUAACCCUAUUAUGAGGCAAAGGUGUUCCUAAAAUCUUAUAAUGAUGCAAUAGGAUGUUUAAGGUAUGAUAUUUGAAUAGUAAAAUAAUAGAGAGGCAGCUGAACAAAAAGCUCAGGUUGAAUUUUAAGAACAUGUACUUUAAUCUCUUUCAACAGCUCGUACAAGAUAAGAGGUAAAAAUUAUAGAUAAUAAAGCUUGAUGUAAGAGAUGGUUAAGUAGUAGCAGGAUUGAAUUUUGGAUAAUCAAAGUAGACAAAGCUUUUCCAAUUUUCUAAGUAUAUAUUUUUAAUAAUUGAAAAGUUUUGUGUUUGCAAAAUAUUUGAAAGGAUUUGAAGAAUAUACAGGCAAUUUUAAGGGCUUCUAAUAGAUACUUACAGAAGGAUUGAAAAAGAUGAAGUCAGAUGUAAAAUGAGAUAUGAAUAAUGAAUAUAUAUUGAUUAUCUA
This is a messenger RNA of Paramecium sonneborni, 462 nucleotides long. The record is from the annotation of a GenBank genome assembly. NCBI's taxonomy places the organism in Eukaryota, Ciliophora, Oligohymenophorea, Peniculida, Parameciidae.